Acytostelium subglobosum LB1 is the source of this 3057-nucleotide messenger RNA. RefSeq lists its product as hypothetical. The transcript has 4 exons. Bases 1 to 3057 code for a protein of 1018 amino acids. The record is from RefSeq and is a predicted model, not a curated record. NCBI's taxonomy places the organism in Eukaryota, Evosea, Eumycetozoa, Acytosteliales, Acytosteliaceae. Gene Ontology annotation, molecular function: ATP binding; protein serine/threonine kinase activity. Gene Ontology annotation, cellular component: cytoplasm. Gene Ontology annotation, biological process: autophagy; peptidyl-serine phosphorylation.
AUGAGUAGUUAUAGACAGACAACAUUUAGAAGAUUCGGCAUCGAGCUGUUUAAAAGGGAUGGACAUACUGUUGUCAAUACCAAUGGUUAUAGACUAUGUGUACUGCCAUUCUUCUUUAAGAAUAAGGUCAACUUUGUUAGGAGCAAUAGAUCAUCGGCAUUCUCAACAUCUUCAUCACCUAUAUUGACAUCAUCGACUUCGGCAUCAUCGAGUACACCAACAUCAUCAACACCUUCAACAUCUACACCACAGGCAAUAGCAUCAUCAUACGCUGCAUCUGAAGAUGCUGGUAUACCAACACCAUUGAAUCAACCCAUAUUCGACAUCCUCUCUCGAGCCAAGCUACUCACAACUCUCUCACAUGAGAACCUUGUCGAGUUCAUUGCUGCCCAACCAUCUCAAAAGCAUCAUGACCAAGUACUGAUGAUCACAGAGGACUAUGAGACAUCAUUGGAGUCACUACUUAAGAAUGGACAGGCAGUACUAUCACAUGAUCAAAUACAACUGUACUCAUAUCAGAUACUCAAAGCAUUGUCCUACUUGCAUGGACGAAGCAUUACACAUCGCAACCUAUCAGUUGAGAACAUCAAGAUCGACUCCAAUAACAACAUCAAACUAUCAAACUACGCACUGUAUUACCUUUCGAAUCAAGGAGAGAAUGUAUCAUUCCCAAUUGGCAACUUAUGUAACUUGUCACCUCAGUCUUUACUGCGGGACUUGAAGGGCAGCCCAAACCCAAAGUGCGAUGUCUGGGCAUUGGGUUGCGUUCUCCUCCAGCUCGCUUAUGGCAAGUGUCCCUGGGCAGACAGGGACCCCAACGUAGUGAUCAAUCGACUGCUCCACCUCUCCAAUCUGCCAGCGUCUCAACGCUACAACAUCGACACUCACAGCUUUGAAUCCGUCAGUGCCGAGAAGCCCCUUGGAACCAUAUCUUCACAAAUGUCCAACAACAGCAACAUGACAAACUUCCUCAACAACCUGUCACCGCCACUCAAUCGUCUGCCCGAACCCCUGGUCGAGCUGAUUCGCGCGUGUCUAACACCCAACUCGGCCGAUCGUCCCUCCUCUGCGGACUUGCUCGAACACCCAUACUUCUACGACAUCAUGGGCAAGGACCCAUAUGCGCCCAAAUACGUUGAGCGUCCCUCGGUCAAGUCGCUCCAGCUUCCCGACGACCUGAGCAGCAUUAAGGCCGACUCGGGACAUGAACGCAGCGAUCUGGAUAUCUUCUCGGGCGCCGAGCUCUACUACCUCUGGCGUCUGGCGGGGGGCGACCUCGACAAGGAGCUCGUGGCCCAGUCUCUGGCCAACUCUGCGCCAUCAGUACACAAGCUGCCCAACUUUGUACCCCUGGUCAAAUCGAGUCACUCAAUGUCCAACUCACUGGGCGACCUCAUGACAUCGCCAAUAUGCGCCAAGCGCACGGCUGGCUCAGAGGGCAGCAGCACACAAUCGCACGACUUCAAGGCCAUACUGUAUAAUCACCGAACUUGCACACUCUCGAUCGAUUCACUCGUCGAGCGAAUACGUGAAGCCUACGAGAUCAAGGAGGAGCUGCUAUCAGAGGAUGUUGGCGGAGAUGGCUAUCUAUUCACACGUGGCACAAACAAGCCGGCCUCUAGCAGUGGCGACGGCAGCGCAUCACUCAACUCACCACAGGCGAGGAAUCAGGACGAUGAGCUUGACUAUCAGAUCGCGAGAUUGUCAGCAUUCCACAAGGCAUUAUAUCAAUAUGUGUACGAGGAUGCGAUCCAGGCUCAACCACAGAUCAUCAGAAUGGCCAAAUUUGGAAUCCCAACAAUCUUGCGUGGCGAUAUCUGGGCCGCCAUCCUUGGUGUAGUGCACGCUGAUGCCGUGUCCAUAUAUCACUCAAUCAAUCUGGAUGUGCGUGGACCUAAUGAUAAGCAGUUCGAACUCGAUAUCCCGCGAUGCCAUCAAUACCAUCCACUCCUCUCGUCGCCCAGCGGCCACGCUCAACUAUUUAGAAUACUAAAGGCAUGGUCAUUGCUCAACAUUGAGAAGGGAUGCUAUUGGCAGGGUCUGGACAAUGUGGCGUCUCCAUUCGUCGUGCACUGCUACCACGAUGAACCAAUGGCGUUUGCAUGUCUAAAGAGCUUCGUAGACAAGUACCUCAGCAUCCUCUACGUUCCCAACAACUACGCAGCACUAAGUGAGAUCAUGCUGACUUAUACCCAACUGCUCUCUUACCACGAUCCCGAGCUGUCCUGCCAUCUGAUCAACGUGCAGCUGGAGCCCAACCUCUACGCCAUCCCUUGGUUCAUCACUAUAUUUGCUCAUCUAUUGCCACUGGACAAGAUUGAUAUACUCUGGGACACCAUCUUGCUUGGACCAAGCUCAUUCCCAUACUUCUUUGCCGUCUCCAUUAUGAUACAAUUCAGGACAUCAAUGUUGGCCAAGGCAUCACUUGAGAACUGUAUCAAGACAAUCUCAAAGAUCUCCUCGUGUGACAUUGAACAAUGUGUCAGUGAUGCUCUAGACAAGUUCAACAACACUCCUCUUAGCACAACAAUUAGCAAAGUCGUUAGUCACACUGACGACGAACUAUGGUGGAUGCAAGAGGUAUCAAUGGAGACAAGGAAACUGGAACUGUUCCCAAGGAUUGGUAUCCAUGAUGUGAUCAACAAUCCAAACACAAAGAUAUUGGACAUACGCCCUGCAUCACAAUUCCAACAGUGCUAUUACCCUAAGUCUGUUAAUAUAAUCUACCACGGACAAGCUACACCACAGUCCACCCCGGCAACAUCGUCUGCUCAGGGUAGCUACCCAGCGCCACCCUCGUCCAUGCAGCCGAGCGGCCAGCCAUCGCCAGCUCCUCAGACCAAGCCAUCAAAGCCAUUCAAUCCAGCCAUUCUCGAACAAUAUCGUGGUCGUCCAAUCGUUGUCAUUGCGCCUCGAGGCGAGGGCAUCGAGUUCUGUAACCAGCUUGUCCAAUGGAAGUUCCCCUUUGUUGCCCUUCUCAAUGGUGGCAUGGAUGCACUGAUACAUGGUGCGCAAAGUCUUCUUGUGAUGAAUACCAACACAAACAAUGGACAAUGA